AUGCUAAUCAUAGACUGCCAGGCAAGCUCAGCAAUAUUCCGCUCUGAAUGGGAGAAGGUCUAUUUCGAGACCUGGAUCUCGGCCAAGACUGAGCUCUGUGGAGAUGAACUCUUCGACGUAUUUUCCGUCAUGGUCACGCAAGUGGCAACUGAAAACUGCCUCUUGUUGGAGGCCGUCCUGGCGCUCGGGGCGCUCAAGAUUGCGCUGAUUCAACAGACUGAUCUGCUUCCGAUGGAACAGUCAAGAUCAAGCGUGCAUUAUCGUACAGCGUUAUCGAGAUACGGCAACGCAAUGCGUACCUUGGUUGCCGUAGCCGCCGACGAGGAUACAAUCAGCACCAUUCUCCAGUGCUGCAUCGUCUUCUUCUGCUUCGACCUACUGGACGGAAACCACAAGGCAGCACACGUUCACAUUCACUAUGGAACUCGAAUCCUCCGAAACUUUCUGAGGGCUAGAUGCCCCGGAACGGACCUCGAUAUUUGCGCCAACUCUCCUGCGCCCUAUCUCAUUGAUGGUUCAAUGGUUCACAUCUUCCAAAGAUGCAAUUCCGUCUCAUACGUACAUCUCGCGCCCAGAAGGCCGUGUCAGCCGUCCGAACCACAGCUCGACACAGGAGUUGACACAUCUACAACUCUCAAGACAAUCUUACCCCAAUCCUUCUCUAGCGUAAAAGAAGCGGUCAGAUGGCUGGACCUAAUCCAGAACGCCCUCUUCGCCCCCGUCAUUGCCUCGAAACAGCCGUCAACCUUGGAGGACAGGUGGAAAACAGCAAGGGAGCGCUUUCUGGAGAUUCUGGAAAAUUGGGCCGUUGCAUUCCGGCCCCAGGCAGCGCGGGAAGUGCAGGCCGGCGGCAACAACCCCCGAACGAGAGAGCAGGUUAUAGCGACGGAGAUGCAGUGGCACAACGCCUACAUCUUCGUCUACACCUCGCACUAUCAUCACUACCCGAGUCUAGUGGAGAUGGAGUCAAGAUUCAGAGCCAUCGUGAACUUGGCUAAUCUCCUGACAGAUCGGCCACACCGAGUCAAGCCGGUCAUACCUUUGACUAUUUCUGGUUCCCUUCUUCCUCUUUUUGCGAACAAAUGUCGGAAUGCCGAGGUACGGCUGGCCGCAGAGAAGGCUGUUCAUCGGCUAAAUCACCGGGUGGAAGGACUCUGGGAUAGCCGUGCAGCCCUGGUCCUGAUUGAAUGGGCCAGGAGAACAGAGGAUGCAUAUAUGGCCCAGUUCGACGACUCCGAGACGGUGUGGACAAGACUUCGUGGCCGAUACAUCCUUUUCGGUGGCCGGCAGGGUGACCAGCCGAAUCAGGCAGUUGUCGGGUCUCAAGUCCUUGAGGACGGGGAGUGGGUGUAUCACGAGGAGACAUUAACGUGGUGA
Colletotrichum tamarilloi is the source of this 1377-nucleotide messenger RNA. RefSeq lists its product as uncharacterized. The coding region runs from base 1 to 1377 and encodes 458 amino acids. The record is from RefSeq and is a predicted model, not a curated record. Lineage: Eukaryota; Fungi; Ascomycota; Sordariomycetes; Glomerellales; Glomerellaceae. The transcript has 3 exons.